Armigeres subalbatus is the source of this 2159-nucleotide messenger RNA. RefSeq lists its product as uncharacterized. The record is from RefSeq and is a predicted model, not a curated record. The transcript is spliced from 5 exons. Bases 177 to 1493 code for a protein of 438 amino acids. NCBI's taxonomy places the organism in Eukaryota, Metazoa, Arthropoda, Insecta, Diptera, Culicidae.
ACAUACAUACAAACAGACCCGGCAAAUGAGUGUCGUUUUGUUUUGAUUUGGCAGCUUGAGCUAUGUGGAUAGAAGCGAGAAAAGCGAGAAUACAAGCGCAAGUUUUUAGUAACAAAAUAAUUUUAAAACAUUUGGGACCAUCACUGAACUUUUGUGAACAUUGAAUAACAGUUUUGAUGGAUGAUUACGUUAAGUCAAUUCUUCUAAAAUGGGAACUACCAGAGCUGAUACCCACAUUCCAAGAUGAGGAAGUAAACGAAAAGGCAUUCAAAUGCCUAACGGAUGAUAUCGUUCGAGAACUUAUACCGAAACUGGGAAAACGUGCCAUUUUCAACAAAGCCUAUAAAGAAUAUUGUAAAUCUUUGAAGAAUGGGGUCGAUCCUGGUAGAGCCGUACCAGACCCGAAACCGGAUUGUAGAUCGUUGGUAUCAUCAGAAACAGAAAAUCGAUCUGAAAUACUUUUGGACAAACCAGAGAAGAACUCAUUGUGUGAGAUACACCAAAACGUCGAGCUGUGUGAGGAUGUAAAGAUUGAUAUCGUAGUGAAGGACGAAUUCCCCACAUUGGAAAAUGAUAAUCCGAACAGUGAAGAACCUCAAAUCAUCACCACGACAUCCAUAAUAGAUGAUCCAUACGAUGAGUCUCAGCCUUGUCAAGCGCCACCUAUUGUCUCUGAUGUUGAAAUUGAAACCGAAGCUUGUGAUGAAAAUCCAGAACUAUCGGGCGAAAAUUUUGAUUCGGAUGCGACCCAUGGAAUGCUGAUAGAUUCGUACGAAACACAGCUGCCAAAGAUUGAUAGCAACGAUGGCAUCGACCAAACUACUGCUGAAUCGCAUGCAAAGGAAACCCUGAUAACAGUAGUCGAAUAUUCAGGGGAUGAGGAAUCAGAAUCUUCAGCUAUCGAAGUAAUUAAGCACAGUCCACAAUCGCUGAAGGAAGUGGAUGAAAACGAUGGGUCUUGGUACGGUGAAGGUAGUAGCCAUAAAUCGGCAACAUCUAUUAUUGAGGAUGAAUUAGAACAAGAACCGUCAACUUCCAUCCCAAAUGAAGAUACAACAAUAACCGAAUCUCAACAAGAACCGGAAGCUGAACCAGAACGUCCAACCGCAAUCGAGUUUCUGGAUGAUAACCCAUCGCGAAUCACGUUCAGCAUCUCAGCUCUUACCAAUCCGUCUGAUGCAGACCUCAAAAAUGGCGAAUCUCUGCGACAGCUUUUGAAUUCCUCCAGCUCUAUUGGUCACCUAUUGGGGAAACCGUUCCUAACGCGUUCUUCGAGAAACACUCUGGCCGAGGGAAUAGUGGAACACUUGUGCGCUACGAACGAAGGCCUAUUGAGCAGGGAACUGUUGCGAAAAUGGGCUCGGGCUGUGGAACUGGUGUUCAAGCAAGAGAUCAACGAGCUAUACUUCAGGGAGUCCGAGGAUGGAUACACGUGCGGUGGCAAGCUGGUUCAAUGUUGCGAGCGACUGGGCCGAACCAUGGAAGGAAUGUGACUGGAAAUUGUUUUUGAAUUAAACUACUUUUGAAAAGUCUGGAAGAAACUUUUUUUUUUCAUCAAUUCAUUUGGUCGACUUUUUGUCGUUGGGAAAGGAAAUAUUGUCGUUGUUGUCGUUGGCCUAGGAAAUACUGUCUAGUUUGCGAAGAUUUUUGAAUAACUGAAAUUCAGUAAUCCAUGCAUUUUAAAUUAAGAGAAAGGGUUUUUAAGAAGCUUUUUUUGUCCUUAUGUAGUAUGGCUGGCUCGUCUCUAUUGAAAGAAAAGAAAAUAAUAAUGAGUUUUUUGGUGGCUGGCCUUUUCCAAUACUUUUAUGCAUUUAUCAAAGAAAUUCUGAUUGAAUUCCAGUAGGAGCUAAACCUGAAGUGUCUCAGAUGAUCAUGCACUUGUUCUACGUAGUUUGCUGCAGUGGACAAAUAAAGUUUUUUUUUAAUUUUCUAUGCGACCCAAAUCUCAAAAUAAGUUCUGUGUAUCACUUUGGGGCUGUGCAUCGUAGACCAAAAUUUUACAUUUUCAAAUCUCCCUACUCCUAGUAGACUUUUCUAGACUCUUCUUAUUUUCUUAACUUUUCUUGUCCAAAUUUUACAAAAUAUUAUAUAUGUAUGUGAUUGGAAAAAUAUAGAUAUCGAACAAGUUUUUAGUAAAUCAGCUAUUCAAAUCCAUUUCA